Messenger RNA from Exophiala mesophila, 1639 nucleotides. RefSeq lists its product as uncharacterized. The record is from RefSeq and is a predicted model, not a curated record. The coding region runs from base 1 to 1494 and encodes 497 amino acids. Lineage: Eukaryota; Fungi; Ascomycota; Eurotiomycetes; Chaetothyriales; Herpotrichiellaceae. The transcript has 2 exons. Gene Ontology annotation, molecular function: oxidoreductase activity.
AUGUCUUCUUCAAUUAAUGACUCAAUCAAGCAUGACAGCCGGGAGGGCUUCCAGUGGACUGAAGGCGAUGGAUUGAAGCAGGGUCUUCCCAGCUCAAGUGUCAUCCAGCCCGAGACAAACACCCAACCAAAUAACAACGUUUACGAUACAAUCAUCAUUGGCGCUGGGUAUACGGGUCUCACUGCCGCCCGAGACCUCACCACCUCUGGUCUUGAUGUGCUCCUUCUGGAAGCACGCGAUCGUAUUGGCGGACGAACCUGGACUUCCACUAUCGACGGACAUCAGUACGAAAUUGGUGGACAGUAUGUCCAUUGGGGUCAGCCAAAUCUGUGGCGAGAGCUUUCUCGGUACUCCAUGCAGCAAGACAUUGAUGCAUGUUUCGAUCCCGCUCGCGGACUCAACGUCUCCACAGUUUUCACUAAAGACGGGCUGAUAACAAUGACCAAGGCAGAAAACGGAGCAAUCUUGGAUUCGGCCUUUCAGAAAUUCAUCAAUAUCGACGGUGACUUUGGUAAAUCGAUCAUGCCGCUUCCAUACAAUCCGACUCUUGUGCCGGAUGCUGUCCACUUGGACAAGCUCACUCUAAAAGACCGCAUCGAUCAAAUCCAGCAAGAUUUGGAGCCGCUCGAACGAACGCUUCUCGAAGGCAUGCUUCUAUCCCUGACUGGAGGCCAGCUUGAAACAACCGGAUUUUUCGGUGUGGUGGGCCUCUGGGCGUUGUGUGCAUACUCCUCGGACUGCCUUGGUAGGGCUGUUGCGGCCUUCAAGCUCCGACACGGCCAAUCUGAUUUUGCACAACGGUUCUUUCAGGAAGCACUUGAUGCGCAGAAACUGUCGUACUUUUUCAAUUGCCCCGUCGCGUCAGUAAAGGAUCGUGGCAGUCAGGUUGAAGUGACUGCGAAGAAUGGUCUGCACUUUCAGGCGAAGAAGGUGAUCUGCACAGUUCCACUCAAUGUUCUUUCCAAUAUUGUUUUCGAUCCACCUGUCCAGGAAUUGUCUGAUGAUGUCCUUGCUUCGAUCAACAGCAAUCAAAGCACCAAGCUGCACGUUAUAACACCUUCGGAUGCUUUGAGCUCCUGGGAUGGCUUGACCUAUCCUUACAAUAGGCUUGUUCACGCAUCUGGGGAAGGCACUACAUCGUCAGGAGCUGCUCAUAUUGUGUGCUUCGGUGCGUCUUACAAUCACAUCGAUCCCGAAGAUAAUAUUGAGGAAACUCUGGCGGCUGUCAAGAUGUUUCACCAAGAUAUUGACGUCAAGAGCAUGGUGUUUCAUGACUGGAGCCAGGAUGAAUAUUCCAAAGGAGGAUGGUGCUCGUAUGCUGCGACCGCGUCGACAAAAUAUCUCGGCAAGCUACGAGCAUCUCGAGGGAACGUGACACUGGCAAGUUCUGACUGGGCUUUAGGAUGGCGAGGAUUUAUUGACGGAGCAAUUGAAGAAGGCACUCGAGCCGCGUAUGCAGUGAAGACUGAGUUGGCGAUGGAGGCCAAAGCAUAGAUCAUGAUCAGUACAGUAGUGGUUGGUCGGAUGCGUUAGAUCGGAUGCGAAAAUAGUGGAGACUCUCACUCUACCUUUCGCAUCAGGAAAAGGCUUCCGCCUCAGUGGUCAAGUUUAUCUCCUCUUUAAUCCGACCACGUCUUGC